UACUUCCAUGGCUAUAGUCUUUGGUCACCCUCUUCUGGUUUCAGACAGUCUCUUAUCCUCUGUCCGUAGAGAUUAUUAUAUCCAUGGAGGAGCUAAAACCUUCGAACAAUAACAUUCUUCUUGAGCAGCUGAGACAUGGGCUCGCUCGGUUCGAGCUUGUUUCAUCCCCUACUCCUUCAAUCUCCUCUGCUUCCUUCUUACAGGGAAAUAGCUAUGCCUUCUUCGCAAGAAUCGGUUCCUCCAUGAAUGGGUCUCCGGCAGCGAAGAAGGUUGAGCAGUACGCUGUGGAUAGAGUUACUGGGGAUGGUCGCUGUCUCUUUAGAGCUUUGGUGAAAGGAAUGGCCUUUAACAAGGGUCUUACCAUCAAUCCCCGGAGAGAGAGAGAUGAUGCAGAUGAACUACGAAUGGCUGUGAAAGAGGUUAUAUGCAAUGACCCCAAGGAAAGGGAGAAGUACAAAGAAGCUUUAAUAGCUAUUACAGUGGAUGAGUCUCUGAAACGGUAUUGUCAGCGGAUUGGAAGACAUGAUUUCUGGGGAGGAGAGUCUGAGUUGCUAGUUCUUUCCAAGCUAUGUAAACAGCCCAUCAUCGUCUACAUACCAGAGCAUGAGCAUAGGAGAGGAGGAGGAGGAGGGUAUGGGUCGGGUUUUAUACCGAUUGCAGAGUAUGGAGCCGAGUUUAGAGGAGGCUGGGGAAAAGGGAACAACAAGAAGAAUGUUGUUAGGCUUCUUUACAGUGGUAGAAACCAUUAUGAUCUGCUUCGCUAGACCCUCUAAGUGAUUGGAGUUUUGUACUUCUGUUGGAAUCAAUUUGUUUAAAACUUGUAAUGGAAAAAUAAAAACAUGAAUAUGUACUUCUCCCUUCUCUACUAGAGGUGGGUUGAAUUUGGAUUCGGUUUGGUUUGACUUCUUUGGAUCCAGCCAAACUCAACCGAACUACAUUUGGUUU
Molecule: messenger RNA, 945 nt
Organism: Brassica oleracea var. oleracea
Lineage: Eukaryota; Viridiplantae; Streptophyta; Magnoliopsida; Brassicales; Brassicaceae
Product: OTU domain-containing protein At3g57810
Exons: 8
Coding region: 84-764 (226 amino acids)
Biological process (GO): protein deubiquitination; endoplasmic reticulum unfolded protein response
Cellular component (GO): nucleus; cytosol
Molecular function (GO): cysteine-type deubiquitinase activity
Source: RefSeq, a predicted model, not a curated record